This is a messenger RNA of Somion occarium, 2520 nucleotides long. NCBI's taxonomy places the organism in Eukaryota, Fungi, Basidiomycota, Agaricomycetes, Polyporales, Cerrenaceae. The record is from the annotation of a GenBank genome assembly.
GUAUCUACACGGAAAGUUCUUCUCUUUGCAUUCACUACUUCUGCAGGAACUAACGGCUUUCCGUAUCUCAUCCGGUACCAUCAUCGAAGAGUUUAUCCAGCCCUAGCCAGUGUACACAGAAGUUCACCCUUCGUAGCCCAGAAUAUCUUGCCUGAUUCCAACAUAAAACCCUACCACAUCCUACUGCGGCCUGCGGACAUCGUCGCAAACAGAAGGGUCAAAGGUGAAGUAUUUUUGUAUGCAAGGACACUUCUUCAAGCGAAGGGCCGCACUACGGUACAAGUCAUUCGUCCUGACAUCGAUCACAAGGGGUCCUCAGUGUUGCUGAAUACUGUUUCUCACAUAGAAUAUUGAAUCACAGUGCCGCAGCCUAUGCCUUCUACUGAGCUGCGCGUGCUAUUCAAAUAGCUUGCGGAACGCCGUUCAGCAGCUAAAUUGGUCCAUUUCUUGAUGAUCAAUGCCUCUGAACACACUCUUCAAUACACUUAUACCCUUCUUGUUACGUCAGGUUAGCAGCAACUCUGAUGCUGGAGCCGUUGAUCUCUCUUGCUGAACGGAUGCAGUGCCUACUUUGAAGGCCUUAUAAAUGGGCUGUUACCUUGAGAUUCUCCACCAUCCACCAUGUUGGCUUUAAUAGCUUUGUUGCUGUUUUCUUUCUCGCAGUCUGCAACCUCUUCUCCGACCCGUUGUGGGUCAUUCGCCCUGCGUGGGUCUGCAGUAAAUGCUAUUGUUACAAAUACAACUUUCUACAGGGCCAAUGAUACUGUUGCGAUCACUAAUCCGUUCUCCAGCAUCGAUGUCAACAAUUUGCCAGCUUUUUGCAGAGUUGAGCUUUCUAUAACGACGAAUACCACCGCCAACUCCACCGCCCAUGCGGACGUUUGGUUACCCGAAUCUUGGAAUGGCCGUUUCUUGGGGUUUGGCAACGGAGGCUUCGGAGGUGGAGUGAAUGUCGCCGAUCUCGGUUUUGUCGCGGUAACGGAAGGCUUCGCCGGGAUGUCCACAGAUACAGGCCAUCUGUCUGAGGCUGUUGACGGCUCUUGGGCUGGUCCACACAACGACAAUGCGAUCGUAGAUUGGAGUUGGAGAGCUUUGCAUCUUAGUGUGGUCGCUGGGAAAGAGGUUGUUCGACAAUAUUAUGGCAAGCCUCACCAUAAAGCGUACUAUCUGGGCUGCUCUACAGGUGGGCGACAAGGUCUCAAAGAAGCGCAACGCUUUCCAGACGACUUUGAUGGUAUCGUGGUCGGUUCGCCUGCGAACUGGAUGGCGCAUUUACAGCCAUGGUCUAUCCAUGUGAGCCUGGAGAUCAUGCCGGUCAAUUCAUCUCGAUUUAUCCCCGCUGCCACCUGGGCCGAAGUCAUUCACCCAGAAGUUCUCAAACAAUGUGACAUUUUGGACGGGUUGGCAGAUGGUAUCCUGAAUGACCCUCGGAAAUGCAGUUCUCGACCAGAAACACUUGCAUGCCGCCCAGGACAGAACACGUCGACCUGUCUGAAUCUCGAUCAAAUCCAUGCCAUACACCAGAUCUUCUCAACAUAUUUCGAAACCAACCAGACCUUCAUUUUCAACGGAUACUACCCUGGUGGUGAAGUCGGGUAUCCUCAAGGUCUUGUGGGAGCCGUUCCUUUCCCGAUUCCGCAAGAUUAUUACCGGUUCUUCGUUAUUAACGAUACUACGUGGACUAUGGAUCUCCUGAACGACACAAUUAUUCGACUAGGUGAUUCGAUAGAUCCUGGGACCAUGGAUGUGAUCGAUCCGGAUUUGACUGCGUUCAUUGGUCCGUCGCGCAAGGGAAAGAUCUUGCAGUAUGUUGGGUGGGCGGACGAGCUCAUCAGCGUAGGCAAUUCUAUACAUUUCUAUGAGACCGUUCAUGCGUUCAUGCAAGCCAAUACCCACUUGAACAUCGAUGAUUCUUACCGUCUGUUUACGGUGCCGGGUAUGACGCAUUGGGCGGAUUUGGAGCGAACGCUUUUGGUGGUUCUGGUCAAGCGGCAGCCGACAUGCCUUCUUCGUCUUUUGAUGCCCAGCACGAUAUUCUCUCAGCUAUGAUAGAAUGGGUCGAGAAAGACGUUGCUCCCGAAAUCCUCACCGCCAUCUACUGGAAUAACAACAAUGUCAGCCAAGGAGUUGGUUUCACUAGACCCUUGUGCAAAUAUCCACAAAUGCUUGUCUUUACCGGUGGAGAACCUAGUCGGGCUACCAGUUUCCGUUGUAUGUGAGAAAAAUAUAAUUAAGUUAGUAACCCGCGCAUUUCACCUCUCCCACGCACAAUUGUCGAGGUUGGGUAAUGCGCCUACCAGUUGCUCCAAUUUCUUAUAUCAUGAUUCGUGAUGGACGCCAUGGACGCGGUACGUUACACAUGCGCAGUGGGUUCCAGUUCAACUCCAGUGUGAGGCCAGAAUUGGACUCACGUUGCUGUAGAAAGUCAUUGACCUUCCUUAUUCGCCUCGUGAUGAAUGGUGCGUGCCCACAAUGUACUGCAGUGGCGCAUUUGGCCUUCAAUCAAGUCUGCUGAAUUGA